AUUAUAUAAAACCGUCAAUUACGCACAGUGUUAUGGCCAUAACUUAAAAUAAUAAAGGAAUUUAGUUAUACAUUUAUUGGGAGAAUUUUCUCUUAGUAAGCUACCCCGUCUAGCCGUAAUGGCUUGGCGCUCACUCCUAAUAGUUCCCGUUCUUAGACCUGAGUCUUCAGUGAUGGGGGAGUCUUCGGGCAGAGGUCAGGUCACCUUUGACGAGAACCACGUCAACAUCAAACUUCCCAACAGGUGUCGGAGAUGCCAGUGCUACAGCGAGGACCCCGACGCUCCUUCCCUGAGGGAGAGUUACGUUAUUCUUCUGCGACGGAUGAUGACGAACUCCCCGGGGGACGCGUGUUUCCUGGUGUGCCUGGCACUGCCGAGCCUGGCACUGACGGUGGUGUCACUGUUGCUGCUGCUCCUGGCUGGCUACCGCACCGUGGCCGGAGCUCUGUUCCACUGCGGCAUCUUCCUCUGCCUGGUGUGGGUGUUUGUGGUCAGGUACUUCGGCCAUCGCUACUCCAAAGUCUAUUCCACAGAGCAUGACCUUCUGUGCCUCAACGCCGCUAGGAUUAUAUGAGGCUACGGAGAGCUAUGUCCCAACUUGGCUGUGCUUGAAAAUCUGACAGUUUGUUGUUGAAAGUCUGUCUGUGUGUGUGUGUGUGUGCCAGUUAGUUGUGACAUUUGUUUGUGAGUGGGUCAAUUAUAUUGGGACUUGAUCAAAUUGCAAAAAUUUUGGCAGUAUUUUUACAUUUACUGACAAAAUCCUGCUUCGGCAUUGUUUACAACGUUAACAAAAAGCAGGUCUAUGAUUUGUGGACAGAGAGUGUACAUAAUUAAGUGUUCACACUUACACUGAAGGCACAGGUUUUAUUUAACGGAAGAGCACAUAUUCUCUUCAUCUUGGAAAAUAUACUAUGUCUCUACAUAUUACAUUGUCGAUGAUUUAAAAAUUAAGUUUUUACUCUUCAUAUUAUAUAUAUAAUCCUAAU
Molecule: messenger RNA, 986 nt
Organism: Procambarus clarkii (red swamp crayfish)
Lineage: Eukaryota; Metazoa; Arthropoda; Malacostraca; Decapoda; Cambaridae
Source: RefSeq, a predicted model, not a curated record